GGGUGUUUCAUGCAAAUGGCUGUCAGAAAGAGGAACUACAGCAGCGCGAGCGGCUCCGAGGAGCGAGCUGAAGAGAGCUUUUCAGUCUGAACUGAGUCUGGAGCUCGUGUUCCGCAGUUUUCUGAGUUCAUGAGGUGAGAGCAGAGCUGUGAGUGAGUCUGAACCUGGAGGAGAGCAGGACUGACAGGUUUAGGGACCUGUGGAGCUCCUGAACUUCGUGUUCAUCGUGCUGCACUGUAAAUACCCCGCACCCCCCGGUGUUUAAAGAGCAGAUUCAGGCCUGAGGUGGAGUGGAUACUUCCUGGAAGACCCUUCUGUAACGUUACUACGCAGAAUUUUAAGGGGAAAAUCACUAAGAGAAAUGGAGGACUCGAAUUUAGGCCUGGAGACGCUUAGUGAGGUAGCUCUGAGCAGACUUGCAGAGAUGCUGGACAAUUCAUCAUGUGGCUGGAGGCAACUGGCAGAGGCAGUCAAACAGCAGCCACAGUUCCGCUACAGUGAGAAGGAGCUGACCAGCUGCUCUCUCCAGGUGCUCAGUGCCAGAGGGAGCCCGGGCCGGUACAUGCUGGCUCUGCUCACUGACCGUCACUGCUCCAUCGCCUUCCUUCUGCAGUGCCUGAAGAAAAUAGAGAACCAUGAAGCUGUGAAUUUCCUCACAGCACACGUGAUGGUGCCGAUAGAGAUCACGGUGCAGCCGCAGGGCCUGCAGGUGCCAGAGGGGAGCUGUGUGAUGCUGGGCUGCAGGGCGGUGGGUCCUCUGGGACUGAACUACCAGUGGUUCAAGAGGGAAGAUGAGGUGCCAGGAGGAAAUUCGCGAGAGCUAAUUCUGAAUUCUAUUGGUCCGGCUCAGGAAGGUCAUUACCUCUGCAGAGUUAAUGCUGGAGCAAAGUGUGUGUUCAGUAAAUGGGCCCAUGUGCGCCUGGUUCGGUCUGCUGGUGCAGGAGGGAUGUUCCCCUCUUCAGCCAGUGGACUGUGUAUAACUCAGCAGCCCCGCUCUCAGACUCUCUCUGAGGGAGACGCUCUCCAUCUAGAAUGUUCUGCUCAGGCAAACCCUCCUCCUCAGUUCCAGUGGUACCACAACAAGCAGCCUCUGGCCAAAGCUAACAGAAGCUUUCUGAAGAUACCGUGUGUAACUACAGCCGACCGAGGAAUCUACAGCUGCAGAGUGUUCAACCUCUAUCACGAGCUGAGGACUGACCCCGUCCAAGUGGAAAUAGGUCCUGGGUCCUGCACUGAUUCCUCAUGGAUGCCAGAAGAAGAACAAGAUGUUCCGGACAUGCCUCCCAGACAGACGGGUGAAUUCUAUGCCACGGAUAAAGUGGCGCUGCUGAUGGGGAAUAUGAACUACCUCCACCACCGGCAGCUGAGAGCCCCCAUGGCUGACGUGUAUGAGCUGACCAACCUGCUGAGGCAGCUGGACUUCAAGGUGGUCUCCCUGCUGGACCUCAACUGGCAUGAGAUGCAAAGAGCUGUUUCUGAGUUCAUGCUGCUGCUGGGUCAGGGUGUCUACGGUCUACUUUACUACGCUGGACAUGGUUAUGAGAACUACGGCAACAGUUUCAUGGUACCCAUAGAUGCUCCAGCCUCGUACACCUCAGAGCACUGCCUCUGGGUGCAGGACAUCCUGCAGCGCAUGCAGAAACGCCAGACUGGACUCAACGUCUUCCUGCUGGACAUGUGUCGCAAGAGAAACCUGAAUGAUGACAUCAUCCAACAGCCUGGACCUCUGAGAGUAACACCGAACAUCGUGUUUGGCUAUGCAACCUGUGUUGAUGCUGAGGCUUUUGAGGUAAACAAGGAUGACCUGUCCAAUGGAAUCUUCAUCAGCUUCCUGAAGACCAGGCUGAUGGAGCAGGAGAAGGUCACAGUCAUGCUGGACAGGGUGGCUGAAGAUAUGGGGAGGUGCCAGCUUACACGUGGACGCCAGGCUCUGGAGCUGCGCAGUAACCUGUCUGAGAGGCGUGCUCUCACAGAUCGCAUUCAGGCCAUGGACUGUCCAGUUACUGCGUCAACACGCAAUCUACAGUGGUCUAUUGCACACGUUCUGCCAGAGAGUCGGGUUCUGCAGUUUGACUGUGGUGUGAAGGUGCAGUUGGGUUUUGCGGCAGAGUUUUCCAACAUCAUGAUCAUCUACACUCGGAUCUUAGAGAAACCCAAAGACAUCACAUCCUGCUCAGCCCAGCUAUUAGACUUCACUGAGGGCCCAGAGAUUGACCUCAAACGAACCAACCAGGAGAGCCUCAGAGAAGCUGGAAGUUUGCUGCUGACCAUGGAUGAUUGGCUUCCCCAGGAGCAGCCACGUCUCUACACUCGUCUUUGUGCUCUCCAAAGACUCAAGAUGGAGCUCUCAUUCACGGUGUGUCUACACUAUCAAUACACCAACCUCGACGAGGACCUUCUGGAAAAGAAAACAGUGACUGUGGGCAAACCGCUUGUCUCCAAACUCAACCUCCAUGAAGCAAGGCCUCACCAUGUCUUAUCCUCUUCCUCUGAUGAUCUUCAAACCAUGUCAGACUCCUCAUCUUUUGCAGAGGAACUGAGGGCCAGCUUGCCUUCCUUAGAAAUGUCAGCUGAGUGCUACAAUUAUCCACGUGAGGUCUCCUCCAGGAUAAACGAACCCGAAGAGAACAUCAGCCCGGAGUUCCUCAGCUCUGAUGAGCCUCCAGCCUCCAAAAGCUUGACCCAUGCUGGUCCUGAGAAACCUCUGAAGUUCACCAACUUCCAUUCCUUCUAGUGUAAAUCUGUUCAGGUUUACUGUAUUGAUGUUCCACUUAACAUGGUGCAGUUUACUUUAUGCCCUCCUCUAUGAUCUGCCUGUCAUAGAGGAGGGAUGGGUGCUUCUACAGGAGUGUGUGCUUCAGAGGACAUAAUAUUAGAAAAAGCAGUGAUACUUUGAUGGUUCUGAUGGUUUUUGGUCCAACCCUACAGAGGUCAGCCUAUAUAAAGAAAUAGUGCACAGUUUUGCAAUGCUAAUAUAAAGUAAUAUAAUAGAAUCGGUCAGAUACUGUAUAUGGACCAAUGUAUUUAUUUAUUCUUUAAAAUGAUCAUGUUUUUGUUGAAGUAAAGGUUUACUAGGUUUAAGAGCAUUGCUGAGAGGAUUUUUAGCCCACGUUUAUUUUUUAACUUGCUCCUAGUGCUAAUUAAUCUGAGUCCUACUGUAGUCUGAGGACUACAGUACUGCUUUACAAGGACUGGGCAAGCUGUCUGUAUGUGUGCAUUUGUAUAUCAGUAUGUCAAAAAAUACAUAAAAAGCAAUGUGAUGAUAACACAAUACAAAAAUGGACAAUAUG
Messenger RNA from Astyanax mexicanus (Mexican tetra), 3290 nucleotides. RefSeq names its product MALT paracaspase 2 (gene malt2). The record is from RefSeq and is a predicted model, not a curated record. NCBI's taxonomy places the organism in Eukaryota, Metazoa, Chordata, Actinopteri, Characiformes, Acestrorhamphidae. Bases 362 to 2734 code for a protein of 790 amino acids. The transcript has 17 exons. Gene Ontology annotation, biological process: proteolysis. Gene Ontology annotation, molecular function: cysteine-type endopeptidase activity.